Puntigrus tetrazona (Sumatra barb) is the source of this 1348-nucleotide messenger RNA. RefSeq names its product DNA-damage regulated autophagy modulator 1 (gene dram1). The transcript has 7 exons. Gene Ontology annotation, biological process: regulation of autophagy. Lineage: Eukaryota; Metazoa; Chordata; Actinopteri; Cypriniformes; Cyprinidae. Gene Ontology annotation, cellular component: lysosome. The coding region runs from base 138 to 854 and encodes 238 amino acids. The record is from RefSeq and is a predicted model, not a curated record.
UAUAGAUACAGUUAUAAACGUCGAGUUAUUGUUCAUAUGCGUUCAGUCAAGUAUCCGUGUGUUUUUGCCUGACUUCUGCCGUCCGCUUUGCUCUUGCCUCCUUGAAUGGUGAUGCACCGAUUACACCGAGCCCAGAGAUGUUUUGGUUCAUGCAAGGAACGUGCUUUUUACCUACUUUUCUGGUAAUCUGGUCAUCGAGCACCUUUAUAAUAUCUUACAUCAUCGCAUUAUUUCAACGAGAUGUUGAUGUUAUCCUUCCUUACAUUAGUGAUACAGGGGCCACUCCACCUGAGAGCUGUGUGUUUGGAUUCAUGUCGACAAUCACCGCCUUUGCAGCUUUUGCCACUAUGUAUGCUGAAUAUAAAUUUGUAGGAAGAGUCCACGAGAGAACCGGCUCGGUGUCCCCUCGCCUGAACAAGGUUUCUUUUGGUUUCGGCGUCGUCUCUUGUAUUGGCAUGUGCUUGGUGGCUACCUUUCAGGAGACGACGGUGAUGCCCGUCCAUGAUUUGGGUGCUUUAUUAUUUUUCGUAUCUGGGGUUAUAUACACCUUCCUGCAGAGCGUGAUAUCCUACCGAGGUCUUCCUUAUGAAUGUCCUAAGUCCGUUUGCUGUUUCCGCGUGUUCUUCUCUGGACUGGCCGCUAUCGCCGUAAUACCCACCAUUGCCUGUGCAAUUCCCGUCGGAACAAGCAAACUUCACUGGGACACCAGCGAUAAGGACUACUCACUUCAUAUAGCGAGCGUCACGUGCGAAUGGAUUACCACUUUCAGUUUCGUCUUCUUCUUUUUAACAUACAUCAGAGAGUUCCAGCAAUUCAAACUGAAAAUGACCGUCAAUUUAACAGAGUAUUCGUGACGUUAAAGUAUGUCUUACUGUUUUUGCGCCUUUUUAAUGAAUUGUAUUUUUAUACAACUUACUACCUUUUUCAUGUUGAAAGAUCUGCUAAAGUACUGUGUAAUCGCUGUCGGUGUGUGUUUUUGUAGCUUGUAUUUUGUUCUAGAGAAAGGGCAUGAACCUUUACUUGAAAUGCAAUAUAACCACUUGACGCCCAAACAAUUUACAAAGCUGCGUCCUAGAGAUUCUCACUUUAGAAAACUUUCACGGUCGGCCAAAUCUGAGCACGUUCUCGCUCGCAUUACUCUUGACCCGUCUUUGCUUUGGUUGUAGUUCGAACUUCUUGCUGGUUUACUCCAUAAUCUUUACGAAAAUCCAGUGCAGCUGAAAAUGAGCAACAGGUGUUUUUAAUCUCGCACUUUAUAAAGUGGAUUGUAAAAAAAAAAAAAAAAAUCCAUGCUUGCACAAUGUGGAAUUGUGAAAUAAAACACAUGACGAUGAUGAGCACGACUGAA